Daphnia magna is the source of this 1886-nucleotide messenger RNA. Its product is annotated as DNA (cytosine-5)-methyltransferase 3B. Gene Ontology annotation, cellular component: nucleus. Gene Ontology annotation, biological process: regulation of gene expression. Bases 131 to 1744 code for a protein of 537 amino acids. Gene Ontology annotation, molecular function: methyltransferase activity. The transcript has 11 exons. Lineage: Eukaryota; Metazoa; Arthropoda; Branchiopoda; Diplostraca; Daphniidae. The record is from RefSeq and is a predicted model, not a curated record.
AUGGCUGACAAUUCUGCUGUAGCGCUGCAGCGGAAUUUGGCAAAACUUCUGCGACGACCCCUGUAGAGCUGCAAUUUGGCGCGUGAUUUUCUUGUCGUUGCUCCAUUCGUGCUCAUUUUCCUGGUCGAAGAUGACGACUUACGAUCGCGAAGACUUUUAUGACAGUGAUGCUACGCAGUUCAGUGAAUCCGAUGAUGAUAACUUUGAAGGGAAUUUUGGAGUUGAUCCAAUCGAUGACCUUGAUCAAUGGAUUCCCCCUCUUUUCUAUCUAGCCAAAGGUUCUCUACAGAGCAUUCAGAAUAACAAAAGCAGCCUGGAAAAUUUUUGUUUAGCAUGUUGGGAAAAAGGAAUGCAUCCCCAUCCGUUUUUUAACGGUGGUCUUUGCCAUCCAUGCAAAGAAAGAUUGCUACAUACAAUGUUUUCAAAAAGUGCAGAUGGUUUUCACCUCUAUUGCACUGUUUGUGGAUCAAGAUCAAAUGCCUGUGUGAAUUGCACGAGCAGCAAUUGCAUAAAAAAGUACUGUGUGAAUUGCCUGAAUAUCUGGACGGAUUACAGUGACAAGCUAGUAAAUAAUAAAUCCAAUGACUGGAUUUGUUUCCUUUGCCUCCCAGAACCCAAUCUUUUACUGCAAGCUAAUCAUGAUUGGGCUCAAAAGGUUUUGUUCUUUCAUGAACCGCUAUCGGUGUAUGGUCCGAGAGCUCUGUACUGGAAGAAGCAACCCUUGCGUGUUUUGUCUCUCUUUGACGGAAUUGGGACUGGUUUGGUGGCAUUACGCAAACUGGGUAUUCAAGUAGAAGUUUACUACGCCUCUGAGGUUUUGACUGCUGCGGCCACUGUCUCCAGGACCAGACUAGGAGGAGUGCUCCAGCACAUCGGCAGCGUGGGGGAAGUAACGGAGAGGCGGCUAGAAGAGAUAGCACCUAUUCACCUGCUCAUCGGGGGCUCCCCUUGCAAUGAUUUUAGCGCCAUUAACCGAUUCCCCAAAGAUUUUUACGACCCAAGAGGUUAUUCGAGAUAUUUCUUCGAUUUCGUCCGAGUUCUGAAUCUCAUGCGGAAGAUCAAUGGGCAAUAUCAGCAUCUACUGUGGCUCUUUGAAAAUGUAGCGUCCAUGCCUCAACAUUAUCGCGACACAAUAUCCAGGCAUUUGGAUUGCCAGCCAGCCGUAAUUGAUGCCAAGAACUUCAGCCCUCAACUACGCAGACGCCUCUUUUGGGGUAACAUUCCCGGGCUUUUUACCGUUCACGCCGAGCAAAUGACGAUGGAUGGGGAACCGUUGACCCUCGACAAAUCUCUGAUGCCUAACUCUGGUCGUAGUGCUGCCCAGGCCAAGAUCCGAACUCUGACGACCAACACCAAUUCACUGCUGCAAGGCAGGACAGAGAACUGCAAGAGCCGAAAGGAUUUGGCCUCGCUCUUUCCGGUUCGUUUCUCUUUCCAACAAGAUGAACUGCGAAACGCCGAUGUCGAAAGCGAUGUUGCUAGACAUUCGAAGAAAGGAAAAAGGGACUCCACAAGCGGCAUAAAUGCAACCGAUAAACCUCCGCGUACGGUGGCCGAUGAAGAUGACAACCAGCAGACGGACGUAUUGUGGCUCCAGGAAAUUGAACAUGUUUUUGGUCUGCCUCGCCAUUUUACCGAUGUGGGAAACAUGUCCCGCACUGAUCGUCAGAAGCUUUUGGGUCACGCCUGGUCGGUUCCAGUCAUCGUUUCUAUUUUCUCCAAUCUCAAGAGUUACACGGUUUGAAACUCUCCGACAAGGUCGUGUAUCUUUAGCUUUCAAACUUGUUGAUCACAAGUUUUCAUUUAAUGUUGAUUUUAACAGAUAAGGUAAUCCAGAUGUUCUCUUUUUUUUUUAAUUUUUUUUCAAAUCUAACCCAGAAAUGAAA